UAAAAAUCCAAAAAUGCGACCAUGCAAUGGCACAUUGUGUCUUUGGUCCAUGCAUGGGUGGUUUAACAGGGUAAGAGUGGUUGUAUUUGUGAAUCCGUACCGUCAGUUGGUUCAUUCAACAACCCUUGUUGUGUUUUUCUUUUUAUCUUUUUAUAGUUACAAUUUUAACAAGCCAUCGUAGCCACAAACGUAGUAAAGAAACGAAGCAAACAGAUCUCUCUCUAAUAUACACUAUCACAUGUCACUGAUCUUCCAUUGAUGGCUUCUUGAUCAGAUUGAUUGAAUCAAUUCUAACGUGAAUCCAGCGUGAUCUGUGGGAAUCCGAUCUCUCUCUUUGUUUUUGGUCUUGAAAUUCCCUAUAAGGACGCUGAGAAUUAUCUCGUAAACAUUGUUUGGAGAAGCAAUUGGAUCAUAUGAGGUGUUCACUUGGUUGUAUCGGUUCUCUAGCAGCCAAUUCAGAUGUGCAAUUUUUGCAAGUUUGCUAUAAUAAGGAAAUUUCCCUCAGAGUCACACAGGUGAACAAGGCAAGACUAAAUCCUUUGAUCCAAGGAAGCACUGUUUUGCUAUUGCAUAAGCUUGGCGGAGGUGGACACAAGCUAUCAUGGCUAAAGGCGAGGGACGUAUUGAGCUUAAAUUCCGCAUAUAUGAUGGAACUGAUAUAGCACAUAGUACAUAUUCUUCAUCUACCGCAGUUGGUACCCUUAAGCAAAAGCUAGUUGCUGAGUGGCCUCAAGGCAAACCAGUUACACCAAUGUCUGUAAGUGACCUAAAACUUAUACAUGCUGGUAAAGUUUUGGAAAACAACAAAACUCUUGCUGAUUCCAGAAUAACGUUUGGUGACAUCCCUGGGGAUGUUGUUACAAUGCAUGUUGUAGUACAACCUCGAGUAACUAAAAAGAAAACAGAGAAGAAUAAGGAGAACAAGCAAAAGAUGAAUUCAUGCUCAUGCACUAUACUUUAGUUUAGGAAGCAUACAUCAUGGUUGCACUUGAAGAUAAGGUUACAUUUUUCCUAUUUUUAACGCUGCGAAUGAUGGGUAGCCAGUGCCUAUCCAAUACCUUGUGGUCACCUUUUUAAGACAUGUUUGCUUCUGUUAAUGUUCAAUUCAUUUCUCUGUUAUUGUCUUCGGAGUGAAAUCAGAUAUUAGCAUUGUAAAAUUCGGACUUCAACAAGUACAAUAAGAGUGUUGCAGGGCACAAAACUUGGCUAUACGUGACUAGAUCAGGCGGCCCCAACAUUCGAUGAAUGCAUACUGUUUGAAAGUAAAUAAUUUGACAAAACUUGGCCAAGCACCAAUUGACAUUAUUUAAUGAUUCCUUGAUA
Messenger RNA from Glycine soja, 1323 nucleotides. Its product is annotated as membrane-anchored ubiquitin-fold protein 3-like. Gene Ontology annotation, molecular function: protein binding. NCBI's taxonomy places the organism in Eukaryota, Viridiplantae, Streptophyta, Magnoliopsida, Fabales, Fabaceae. The record is from RefSeq and is a predicted model, not a curated record. The coding region runs from base 602 to 961 and encodes 119 amino acids. The transcript is spliced from 5 exons.